Symbiodinium sp. CCMP2456 is the source of this 1395-nucleotide messenger RNA. The record is from the annotation of a GenBank genome assembly. Lineage: Eukaryota; Dinophyceae; Suessiales; Symbiodiniaceae.
AUGGCAAGCCUACUCGACUACACUUUCCACCACUUCGAACUAGUAUGGAUACAUGCAUGCGUCGUCGUGUUGGCAGCCGAUCGUCGCUGCAGUGGUGGUAGUAGCAGCAGCAGUAGUGACAAGAAAACUGAAAUCGGUGCUAAUCGCAAAUAUUUAGCCGGGAUCAUAAUGGGGGAGAGAGUACUUGUCACGGCUGUGGCAGCUUCAGUAGACAGGGGAGGUGGUGCAGGCAUAAGUAGCAAACGAUGCUCAACCCCUCUCGUCAAAACACGCCCAAAUCCAGGAAAGGGCAACUGGGAGCAGCUCAUUAUGGAAUGCCUGGAUACCUACGACACGCCGGAGAACUUCCGCUUCUUCCGUCGCCACUCGGGGCUGCUGGGACACGACAUCGCACACGUUGGUAAUCCAGAUGUGUGCACCGCAGCCGGUCACAGCUUCUUCUGGGGCAUGCUCGUCUUCCGUUUGGAGCAAGCCCCAGGCUAUCCUCCCCGCGACGUCGGGCUGGAGUUCAGCCUUUGCGUGCCCAAAAGCUGCUCGUUUUCAGUUGUGGAAACCAUCUUCGUGCCAUACACGCUGGGGCGCUACCUUGGCCUCAACUGGGGCCCCGAGACCCCGGAGGUCAUGUCGAGGUGGAAUGUGGACAAGGCAAAUACGAUCCCUGUAGAGGACAUGGUGAAUCACUUCGUCCACAAAAUUGUGGCGAAGCAUCCGAAGGGCCCCGGCGGAUGGUACGAGCAGGAGUGGCCCUAUCGACAAAAACUGUGGCAGUACCAGCCGAGCUGGUGGCCAGGGACCGGAAGCUGUGCGGUGCUCGCAGCACUGGCAGUGCCUCCACUGAUCGCUGGCAUGUGCCUGCAGCUGGCAAGAUGGUUUGGCUUGGGUGCCCAGCACGACAAGGCUGCGCCCAAUGGGAGCAGAAGUUCCUGGCUGUAUGGCCUACGAACCUUCGCCCCGCAGCGGCACAUCCACGACCUUUGGGUCGCCAGGAGCGGAGCUGAGGAGAUGCCCCAGCUCCACGUGCUUCGACUGAUUCUCCAACUCCUGGUCUGCUUCCAGCAUACGAUUUUGCUGGUCGACUGGUUGGGCGGCAGCGGCUUUUCUGGGAUCGAGAGCUUCCAGCCCAUCACCAGCCAAGUGUCGAAGGUGCUUGGUCGGGUGAACCACACGUUCGCCUGCCUCUCUGUCGUGUUGAGCAUCCGGUCCAUGGGGGGCACCUUGCGCGCAGUUCGCGCGGCUGGUGGAGGGCUUGCAAGAUCCGUCCUGGCUGCCACGACCUGGACGAUGAGAAGAUGGCUCAGGCAGGCGUGCCAUCUUGCCUUUUGGAUGCUCUUCGGUUCUUCUAUAUUCACCUCGCGAGAGAGAUCCCCUGGAAGCCCUUCCCGAACUUCACUUUGA